CCCAGACACCGAAAAAUCCAUCCAGACUUCGUUCACCCCAUCAGUAUUCAGUUCUAGGAGUAGAACACACACUGCACCUGCAAAAAGAUGAACAUGUACAGCCAGCACAACAUCAGGCAGCUUGCAUAUAAAGCACCAGCACCAGCUGCCCAGACACCCCACUACCAUCGAGUGACCCUUCAUCAUCUACCCAUCGUCUCAAAGUUUGAAACACGCCCAUCCUUUCAUCUUUGAUUUCUCCUGAGUCCUGAGUUCCAUCAAGCAAGAUAAAAGCCAGCUAAUAAUCUCCACAGCCACUUCUGCAAAGGGCCAGUGAUCCUACAAGCUUUGCUUGAUCUGCGAAGAGAAUAGAGGAUGAGAGCCGGGGCCUGCACGGUGCAGCAGGCGCUGGCGCCGGAGGCGGCGGUGGUGGUGAAGCAGGCGGUGAGCCUGGCGCGGCGGCGCGGGAACGCGCAGGUGACGCCGCUGCACGUGGCCAGCGCCAUGCUCCAUCAGCAGGCGCCGACGUCGUCGUCGGCGGCACCUUCGACGGGGCUCCUGCGCGCGGCCUGUCUCCGGUCGCACUCGCACCCGCUGCAGUGCAAGGCCCUGGAGCUCUGCUUCAAUGUCGCGCUCAACCGCCUCCCGGCCUCGGCCUCGCCGCUCCUCGGCGGGCACGGCCACGUCUACUACCCGCCGUCCCUCUCCAACGCGCUCGUCGCCGCGUUCAAGCGCGCGCAGGCGCACCAGCGCCGGGGGUCCGUCGACACGCAGCAGCAGCCGGUGCUCGCCGUCAAGAUCGAGCUGGAGCAGCUCGUAAUCUCCAUCCUCGACGACCCCAGCGUCAGCCGCGUCAUGCGCGAGGCCGGAUUCUCCAGCACCCAGGUCAAGGCCAACGUCGAGCAGGCCGUCUCUUCCAUUGAAGCAAACAACUCCGCUUCUACCACCGCCACCGCCGCCGCCGGGUCUCAAAACCCUAACCCUAGCGCAGUUCCAUCUGAAGAAACCAAGCCAACUAAGCUGCUACCUCUCGACCAAGUGCGCGACGAGGACGUCGCGGCCAUCCUUGAAUGCCUGGCCUCCCGGAGAAAGAGGCGUGUCAUGGUGGUCGCCGAGUGCGCGGCCGCUGCCGAGGCGGCGACGCGGGCGGCGGUCGACAAGAUCAAGCGCGGCGAGGCCCUGCGCGGCGCGCAGGUGGUCGGCCUCAGCGUGUCCGGGUUCCGCGACCUGCCGAGGAGCGAGGCCGAGCGGCGGCUCGCGGAGCUCCGGUGCACCGUCAAGGCCGGCGGCGGCAGGGCGGGCGGCGUGGUGGUGGUCGUGGAGGACCUCGGGUGGGCGGCCGAGUUCUGGGCCGGGCGCGCCGAGGCGGGGAGGGGGAGGUGGCCGUCGAGCUGCUGCUACUACUGCGCCGUGGAGCACGCCGUCGCGGAGGUGCGCGCCCUGGCGUGCCGCGGCGGCGACGGCGUCUGGCUCGUCGGCUAUGGCACGUACCAGAGCUACAUGAGGUGCAGAGCCGGUCAGCCCUCGCUGGAGAGCCUCUGGGGGCUCCAGACGCUCGCCGUCCCUGCUGGCAGCCUCGCCUUGAGCCUCAACUGCGUCGACGACAGUGCAAUGGCCGUCAGUCACCUGUCGAGCAUGGCCAGGCGCGAAGGAAGUAGUGGGAACGGGUCGGCGUCGCGUUGCAUGUCGCUUUUGGAUGCCGGUGGCUCCGCCGGCCAGCUGACGACCGUCGUCCCCGCCUGCUGCGGCGACUGCUCCGCCACAAAAUGCGACGCUGCCAAGGAGCUGGCACGAUCAGUCCUGCCGGCGUCCAGCAUUAUUCCUCCUUGGCUCCAGCAUUGCCGCAAUCAGGAGCCUUCCCAUUGCAAGAAAUGGAGCUCAACGUGCGGCGAGUCGCCGUCUCAUCACCGGACGGCACUAAACUUCUCCACGGUGGUGUCGCCGUCCUCCUCGGUCUCCUCGCACGAGCAGCACUACCACCCGCACAAGCCGUACCAGCAGCAGCCAUGGCUUGUCGCCGACGCCCACGAGGCCAAGCACCCGUGGAAGGCCCGGUGCGGUGGCGGGCAGGUGCACGUCGUCGUCGACGACGAGGACGUCAAGCUUGUCAGCGCGAUAAAGGUCAAGUCCCACGACUCGAGCGCGUCCAAUGGCUCGGUGGAGCAGGUGGAGCGCCGCUCCCGGUUCAAGGAACUCAGCGCCGAGAACCUCAAGGUCCUCUGCUCCGCGCUGGAGAAGGAGGUGCCGUGGCAGGCGGAGAUCGUGCCUGAGAUCGCGAGCACGGUGCUCCAGUGCCGCUCCGGCAUGGCGAGGAGGCGAGACACCGAAGCUUCGAGCUCGAGAGCGGCGGGCUCGAAGGAGGACACGUGGCUGCUCUUCCUCGGAGGCGACGCCGAGGGCAAGGCGAGGGUGGCCAGGGAGCUGGCCCGCCUCGUCUUCGGCUCGCGCAAGUGCUUCGUAUCUGUCGGCACCACCGCGUCGUCUCCGGCGCGGUCGGACUCCGCCGAGCAGCGCCACAAGCGGCCGCGGUUGGCGGAGGCGAGCAACAACGACUGCGUCGAGAGCCUCUACGAGGCCGUGCGUGACAACCCGCACCGUGUCAUCCUGGUGGAGGACGUGGAGCAGGCUGGCCAGAGGCGAAUUCUGGAGGCCAUCGAAAGAGGGUCGGUCCGGAGCCAUGGCGGCGACGAGGCUGCCCUCGGCGACGCCAUCAUCGUCCUCAGCUGCGAGAGCUUCGACGCGAGGUCGAGAACCUCAUCGCCACCGACGACCAAGAAGGCGAAGACCGAGAUCAAGGAGGACCCCAAAGAGGAAGCCGCCACCGCUGGGUCGCCGUCUUCAUCUUGCUUUGAUCUGAAUCUGAACAUGAGUUUGGAGAACGAUGACAUGGAGGAGAGUUGCUUUACGGAUGCCGGCCUGCUCAGGGCAGUGGAUCGGGCGUUCUUCUUCAGACGGCCUGAUGAGAGUAGUGAUUAACUACUGAUCAGCCAUCAAUGCAAAUGGCCUGUGUCUAACGUAUUUCUCACCUGCUUUAUUCUUCUCUGUAAUGUUGGUUAGUUUCUUGUAGCUUGCUAGCUUCUUUCUUUCUUUCUUUUUUGUUUGGGA
Panicum hallii is the source of this 3084-nucleotide messenger RNA. Its product is annotated as protein SMAX1-LIKE 3-like. The record is from RefSeq and is a predicted model, not a curated record. Lineage: Eukaryota; Viridiplantae; Streptophyta; Magnoliopsida; Poales; Poaceae. The coding region runs from base 355 to 2955 and encodes 866 amino acids. The transcript has 3 exons.